AUGUCAGAAUUGAAAUCUCACAUUAUUCCUUCCAGUAUAUCAUGGUUCGAUCGACUUUGUUUUGCUCAACGAGUCGACGAUCCAAAAUCCUAUUCAGCAUGGCAAAAGAAUAGCAUCGUCAUGAUCAUCACCUUCUCAGCAUUCACAGCGCCGUUUGCCUCUUGCAUUCUUUUUCCAUCCUUCACCACCCUAGUGGAACAUUUCCAUACAACAGAGCCUAAGGUAGCCCUGACUACCACGGUCUUCCUCAUCGGUCUAGCCAUCGCGCCUUUAUGGUGGAGCUCGUUAAGCCAGGAGUAUGGACGUCGACCAGUGCUGGUUUUCAGCUUUCUCAUUUCGGCCAUUGCCGUCAUUAUCUGCGCAGUGUCAAAUUCACUACCACUGAUCACCGUCUUUCGAUUGAUCGAAGCGCUGGGAUGUUCAUCUGCUCAGAGUGUCGGGGCCGGUGUCAUCAGUGACAUAUAUAUCUCAACAGAUCGUGGAUCUGCCUUGGGGUGGUUCUACCUUGGAACUCUGAUCGGGCCCCUGGUUGCUCCGAUUGUAGGAGGCGCCCUUCAAAUAUGGCUUGGGUGGCGAUCAAACUUGUAUUUUAUGGCCAUAUUCACGUUCGCCAUGGUGAUACUCAUCCUUUUGGCUUUGCCCGAGACCUUGGUGAAGGCAUCCCCCGAAGAAAAUGCCGGAUCAUCGCGAUCCUGGCUUCAACAAGUUCAACGCGAUGCUGUUUCCCCACUGCCAAAGCUCAAGCUCCUCCUGAUUCCUUCGAUCGCACUGUCAGUGUGCUAUGUCAGCAUUUGUUUUGCAAGUCUGUACUGCUUCAACACUACUCUCCCGUAUGCUUACUCCGCACCUCCAUAUAACUUCUCCUCCAUUGAAGUUGGUCUUUGCUAUAUCAGCAACUGUCUGGGUUAUGCAAUCGGCAGCGUUGCAGGUGGACGGCUCAGCGAUGCGAAGUUGCGCAAGUACCAGCUUACCCAUGACGGGGAGAUCAAUCCCGUGGAAAGACUGAAGACCGUGUGGUAUGGGGUUGGUUUUGUUCCGGUUGGCCUUCUCCUCUAUGGGUGGUUGGUUGAAAAACAAAUUUUCUGGUUUGCGCCCUUGGUGGGAGCCUUUCUCUUUGGAUUAGGGCUUAUGCUUAUCACUUCGACAAUCAUGCCCUUCCUCGUGGAUGUCAAGUCUGGAGUCGGCGCUUCUGUUGUGGCCAAUUUGAAUUUGGUGCGGAAUAUUCUUGCGGCUAUUGGCACUGUUGUCUCGCCUAUUGCAGUAGCAAGCAUCGGGUAUGGGUGGUGGAUGACAAUUCUAGCAAUUCUGUGCUCUUUGGGGGUUAUCUGUAUAAUUGUCGUUGUUCGAAGAGAGAGAGCCACGACAAAACCCUCUCCAGAAACGUUGGCAUAG
Molecule: messenger RNA, 1392 nt
Organism: Penicillium coprophilum
Lineage: Eukaryota; Fungi; Ascomycota; Eurotiomycetes; Eurotiales; Aspergillaceae
Product: MFS transporter
Exons: 1
Coding region: 1-1392 (463 amino acids)
Biological process (GO): intracellular polyamine homeostasis; transmembrane transport
Molecular function (GO): polyamine transmembrane transporter activity
Source: RefSeq, a predicted model, not a curated record